Messenger RNA from Salarias fasciatus (jewelled blenny), 2238 nucleotides. It is a transcript of the gene copz2, whose product is annotated as COPI coat complex subunit zeta 2. Gene Ontology annotation, cellular component: COPI vesicle coat. Gene Ontology annotation, biological process: intracellular protein transport; intra-Golgi vesicle-mediated transport; retrograde vesicle-mediated transport, Golgi to endoplasmic reticulum. The record is from RefSeq and is a predicted model, not a curated record. The transcript is spliced from 10 exons. NCBI's taxonomy places the organism in Eukaryota, Metazoa, Chordata, Actinopteri, Blenniiformes, Blenniidae. The coding region runs from base 59 to 628 and encodes 189 amino acids.
GGUGAUCCGGACUGACAGAUCAGAUCUGUCCACGUCAACACAGCGAGCGGCCGCCGUCAUGGACUCCACGUCUCCGGAACCGUCCCUCUACACCGUGAAGGCCGUCUUCAUCCUGGACAACGACGGGAACCGCCUCCUGUCCAAGUACUACGAUCCAGAUCUGUAUCCGUCCAUGAAGGAGCAGAAGAACUUUGAGUUGAACAUUUUCAACAAGACUCACAAAGCAGACAAUGAGAUUGCGUUCCUGGAGGGUCUGACCAUCGUCUAUAAGAGCAGCAUCGACGUCUUCUUCUACGUGGUGGGCAGCGCUCAGGAGAACGAGCUGAUGCUCAUGUCCGUCCUCAACUGUCUCUUCGAGUCCCUCAAUCAGAUCCUCAGGAAGAACGUGGAGCGGCGGGGACUGCUGGACAACAUGGACGGAGUGUUCCUGGUGGUGGACGAGAUCGUGGAUGGAGGGGUGGUCCUGGAGAGCGACCCGCAGCAAGUCCUGCAGAAGGUCAACUACAGGGCUGACGAGAACCCGCUAACGGAACAGAGCAUGGCCCAGCAUCUAACAGAGAAGCUGGCUCUGACCACCAACGUUCUGCAGUCGGCCAAGGAACAAAUCAAAUGGUCCAUCCUGAAGUAGAGGCGGAGCCACCUGCACGGGACUAGUACUGGACUAGUACUGGACUUAAUCAGCCAGCUGGGUUAGUUAACCAGCCCGGCGGGUUAGUUAACCAGCCUGCUUUGUUAGUUAACCAGCCCGCCGGGUUAGUUAACCAGCCUGCUUUGUUAGUUAAACAGGCUGCCGGGUUAGUUAACCAGCCCGCCGGGUUAGUUAACCAGCCUGCUUUGUUAGUUAACCAGCCCGCCGGGUUAGUUAACCAGCCUGCUUUGUUAGUUAAACAGGCUGCCGGGUUAGUUAACCAGCCUGCUGCUCCUCGAGUCACUCAUGUGGUUUUUCCUCACAUCUGGGAUUUAAUUUAUUCUGCUUCACACAUCAUAUUGAUUCUAUGCAGGACAAAGAGUCGGCGCGCACACACACACACACACACACACACACACACACACACACACACACACACACACACACACACACACACACACACACACACCUGUCCUGCAGAUGUUGUUUCUGAGUCUGAUCUGAUGAAAAUUCAAGUCAUCCUUCCAGAACACCUUAAACUCCUGACACUACUGGCUUCGCUCUGACUGUAAUGUUUUGUUGUGGAGCUCUUUGGUACGAGGCGUGGGUGGAGGUCUGACUGUUGUGGUGCUAGGUUUGUUAUAUGGUUGAAGGCUCUGAUGUGGUACUAGGUCUGACUGUUGGUCUGUGACGUGGUUGGGGGGGGUCUGACUUUUGGGAUGUGAGGUGGUGCCCGGUCUGACCGUUGGUCUGUGACGUGGUACCCGGUCUGACCUGUGACGUGGUCCCCGGUCUGACUGUUGGUCUGUGACGUGGUACCCGGUCUGACUGUUGGUCUGUGACGUGGUACCCGGUCUGACUGUUGGUCUGUGACGUGGUACCUGAUCUGACCGUUGGUCUGUGACGUGGUACCCGGUCUGACUGUUGGUCUGUGACGUGGUACCCGGUCUGACCUGUGACGUGGUCCCCGGUCUGACCGUUGGUCUGUGACGUGGUACCCGGUCUGACCUGUGACGUGGUCCCCGGUCUGACCGUUGGUCUGUGACGUGGUCCCCGGUCUGACCGUUGGUCUGUGACGUGGUACCCGGUCUGACCUGUGACGUGGUCCCCGGUCUGACUGUUGGUCUGUGACGUGGUCCCCGGUCUGACUGUUGGUCUGUGACGUGGUACCCGGUCUGACCUGUGACGUGGUCCCCGGUCUGACCGUUGGUCUGUGACGUGGUCCCCGGUCUGACCGUUGGUCUGUGACGUGGUCCCCGGUCUGACCGUUGGUCUGUGACGUGGUACCCGGUCUGACUGUUGGUCUGUGAUGACGGCUGCUCACUCGCUGCUGCUGCACUGAACUCGCUGCUUGUCGGGGAAAUGAGGCGUCUGGAGCUCAGACCAGGUGGAAAAGAAGGAUUCAGUGAUUCAGCAGCCGCAGCUUUGAAGAAAUCCUCUGUUUUACUGUUACGAUGGGAGUUCGACUCGUUCAGAGAUAUUUAAUAUUUUCUUAGAAGACAAAAAGAAAAUGCCAAAGACUAAUUAUUUUGUUUAUAUUUGUAUGAAGUUGAAACAAACAGGUGUUUUUCUGUCUGGUGUUGACUGAUAAUAAAAGUUAAAUGUUCUCA